This is a messenger RNA of Rubroshorea leprosula, 1019 nucleotides long. Lineage: Eukaryota; Viridiplantae; Streptophyta; Magnoliopsida; Malvales; Dipterocarpaceae. The record is from the annotation of a GenBank genome assembly.
CGGAAAUCCGUAAGAAGAAAGUGGUGUGGCAAGAUGGUAACAUGGUACUGACAUCUCCAGAGAGAGCCAUUGACUUCUGCUGUGCAGCGAACAUGGAGAAAACGAAGAUAGGAAGGAGAUUUGAAGGGAAAGUUGCGAUCGUAACGGCAUCGACUCAAGGCAUCGGUUUCGGCAUCGCCGAGCGUCUUGGCUUGGAAGGAGCUUUCGUUGUGAUCUCUUCCCGCAAGCAGAAAAAUGUUGAUGUGGCAGUUGAAAAGCUCAAAGCUAAAGGAAUUGAAGUAUUGGGAGUUGUUUGUCAUGUGUCAAAUGCGCAGCAAAGGAAGACUCUUAUAAGCAAGACCAUUGAGAAAUAUGGAAAAAUAGAUGUGGUUGUCUCAAAUGCUGCUGUCAAUCCAUCUGUCGUUGCCAUUUUACAAACUCAAGAGUCUGUCCUUGACAAGCUGUGGGAAAUUAAUGUCAAAGCAGCUAUCCUUAUUCUACAGGAUGCAGCUCCUCAUUUACAGAAGGGUUCUUCGGUUAUUUUCAUUUCUUCUAUUGCUGGCUAUCAACCAAGGUCUCCUUUGGUUAUGUAUGGGGUAACUAAGACUGCCCUUCUUGGACUGACCAAGGCACUUGCAUCUGAGAUGGCUCCACAUACUCGCGUAAACUGUGUUGCUCCCGGCUAUGUGCCUACCUACUUUGCCGAACUUCUGAUGAAAGAUGGUGAUGCAAGAAAGGCCAUUGAGGAGAAGACCUUACUUAACAAACUUGGUACCACAGAAGAUAUGGCAGCUGCUACUGCAUUCUUGGCUUCUGAUGAUGCUUCUUAUAUAACAGGAGAAACAAUUGUUGUGGCUGGGGGUAUCCCUUCUAGACUCUAGUUCCCUCUCUUUCUUUUCUUUGUAUCUCUUCUAGACCGUGGUUCCCUAUGUUUCUUUUCUUCCUCACAGGGCAUAUCUUCAUCGUGCAUCACCAUACACUUUUUAUCUUCUCGAGUGAGAACUUUUAUAAGUGAAGAUCAAUAAAAAUCCAGGAUUAGA